GAGAGAAGCGACAACACUCGAGAGAAGCGGAGAUAAGGGGCGAGCGAUGGAUUCGGAUUACGGCGUUCCCCGCGAGCUCUCCGCUCUCCAGAAGAAGCGAGCGCUCUACCAACCCGAGCUCCCUCCGUGUCUCCAGGGUACAACCGUGCGGGUUGAGUUUGGUGAUGCAACAACUGCUGCAGAUCCUGCUGGUGCACAUGUGAUCAGCCAAGCAUUUCCGCACACGUACGGGCAACCCUUGGCUCAUUUUCUGAGGGCAGCAUCUAAUGUGCCUGAUGCACAGAUUAUAACGGAACACCCGCCUAUCAGAGUUGGUGUGGUAUUUUGUGGGCGACAGUCCCCAGGAGGUCACAACGUAAUUUGGGGUCUUCAUGAUGCUCUUAAGUUGCACAACCCAAACAGCACAUUGCUUGGAUUUCUGGGUGGGACUGAAGGUCUUUUUGCGCAAAAAACUUUGGAAAUCACAGAUGCUGUUCUUUCCACAUAUAAAAAUCAAGGUGGUUAUGAUUUGCUUGGCCGAACAAAGGAUCAAAUCAGAACAACUGAGCAAGUUAAUGCUGCAAUGGUUACUUGCCAGACGAUGAAGUUAGAUGGUCUUGUUAUUAUUGGAGGAGUUACAUCCAAUACGGAUGCUGCCCAGCUUGCAGAGACUUUUGCUGAGUCAACAUGUCACACAAAGGUUGUUGGUGUUCCUGUUACUUUAAAUGGAGAUCUCAAGAAUCAGUUUGUUGAGACAAAUGUGGGUUUUGAUACUAUAUGUAAGGUCAACUCGCAGCUGAUUAGUAAUGUCUGCACAGACGCUCUUUCGGCAGAGAAGUAUUAUUACUUUAUUCGCCUGAUGGGCCGUAAGGCAUCUCAUGUGGCUUUGGAAUGCUGUUUGCAGUCCCACCCAAACAUGGUUAUCCUAGGUGAGGAGGUUGCCGCAUCAAAGCUUACUCUUUUUGACCUAACAAAACAGAUCUGCGAUGCGGUUCAAGCUAGGGGGGAAAAAGAUAAGUAUCAUGGGGUCAUCCUUAUACCUGAGGGACUUGUGGAAAGUAUUCCUGAACUGUAUGCUCUGCUCCAGGAAAUACAUGGUCUCCAUGGCAAGGGUGUCUCCGUGGAUAACAUUUCUUCUCAUCUUUCACCUUGGGCAUCAGCACUAUUCGAAUUUCUGCCACCAUUCAUUAGGAAGCAGCUCCUUCUACACCCAGAUUCUGAUGACUCUGCUCAGCUGUCUCAGAUUGAAACUGAGAAGCUACUUGCUCAGUUGGUGGAGACAGAAAUUAACAGACGUUUGAAGGAAGGAACAUACAAAGGAAAGAAAUUCAAUGCUAUCUGCCACUUCUUUGGGUAUCAAGCCAGGGGAUCCUUACCAUCAAAGUUUGAUUGUGACUAUGCCUAUGUCCUUGGACAUGUAGGCUAUCACAUUUUAGCAGCUGGUCUGAACGGUUACAUGGGUACCAUCACAAAUUUGAAAAACCCUGUAGCUAAGUGGCGUUGCGGUGCUGCUCCUUUCACCGCAAUGAUGACUGUGAAGCGGUGGUCACGUAGUCCUUCAACCACACAGAUUGGGAAACCAGCCGUUCAUCCUGCUGCCGUAGACCUGAAAGGAAAAGCAUAUGAGUUGUUGAGGCACAGUGCUUCCAGGUUUUUGAUGGAUGAUAUAUACAGAAACCCUGGACCCCUUCAAUUUGAUGGACCAGGUGGCGAUUUAAAGGCUACUACGCUAUGUGUUGAAGAUCGAGAUUACAUGGGCAGGAUUAAGUUACUGGAGGAAUACCUGAACAAGGUGAAAAGCAUUGUGAAGCCUGGGUGUUCACAGGAUGUUCUGAAAGCAGCAUUGAGUGCAAUGGCUUCUGUGACGGAUAUGUUAAACAUUAUGUCUUCUCCAUCCUUCGGAGCCGAAUCACGCAUAUGAGAUUGGUAGUUGGUCAUGCUGAAGCGGGAGUCAAUUUGAAUCAGCCCCUCUUUCCAUUUGCUUGCUCGCUGCUUUGGCAACGAAUAAGAAACAUUGACACUGGUUUACUCUUUUAUUUAUCCGUCCACCUGUGUUGGAGGAUCAUCCAUUUUUGUGACUUGAAGAGUUCAUUACCUGUAUUCUGAAGUUGAAUAAUGACUUGGUAGGCCCACAAGGAGAUAAGGGCAAGGAGGGGUAGAACUUGCCUCCGAGAACGAAUAAUUCUUCCUGUUUGUGAGAUGCUACGGACGUCUUCUAUUCUAUUUGUGCAACUAAUUAUUUGACUUUACUUUUUUUUU
Molecule: messenger RNA, 2238 nt
Organism: Ananas comosus (pineapple)
Lineage: Eukaryota; Viridiplantae; Streptophyta; Magnoliopsida; Poales; Bromeliaceae
Product: pyrophosphate--fructose 6-phosphate 1-phosphotransferase subunit alpha-like
Exons: 19
Coding region: 47-1900 (617 amino acids)
Biological process (GO): photosynthesis; response to glucose; glycolytic process
Cellular component (GO): cytosol
Molecular function (GO): 6-phosphofructokinase activity; ATP binding; diphosphate-fructose-6-phosphate 1-phosphotransferase activity
Source: RefSeq, a predicted model, not a curated record